Molecule: messenger RNA, 2032 nt
Organism: Diuraphis noxia (Russian wheat aphid)
Lineage: Eukaryota; Metazoa; Arthropoda; Insecta; Hemiptera; Aphididae
Source: RefSeq, a predicted model, not a curated record
AUGUUAUUUAAUGCUAGAGAAUUGCUAGAUUCUGGCGAAGGUAAGACUUACACUAAAAACAAUGAAAAUAAACCUGAACAAAUCUCUACGAAAAUAAUCCCGCAGUUUUCACAAAAAACAGAAUUUAAUUCUAAAUCAGAACUUCCUGGUACUUAUUUUGUCCAAUCCAAAUCACCUCUUCCAUCCGAAAAUCAAUCACAACUAUCUCAAGUUCAACCACAAGGUUCUUUAAAACCAUUGAAAAGAGUAUCUUCAACAACUAACGAAAAUACUAAGAAGAUUAAAAAUGGAGUAUUGAUUAAUCCUAAACAAGAAUUACAGGACAAUAAAUUUUCUCAAACAACACAAAAUAAAUUACCACCGUCUCAAAUGGCGUCACAAUCAUCUUUAGAAUUAUUGAAUAAAGGUCCUACAACACCUAAUAAAAAUACUUUGGUUAUUGAAGAUUCUAAGCCGUUUGAUUCUCAAUUACAAUAUCYAAACGGUUUGUCUCUUCCGCAAACACAAAAUGAAUUGAAUUUACCACAAUCUUCACAUUCAGCUCCUYUUGUCUCAAAUCAAUUACCRCUAUCUCAAAUACCAUCACAUUCGUCUUCGGAGUUAUUGAACAAAGAACCUCCAUCACUUAAUAUACAUUUUAUGCAGAAUCAAAAUGACAAUGUGCCUUUAAAUUCCUUAUCAGAAUUUCCAGAUGACACAUCAAAGCCAUUUACUAGCAAUGUUGCACAAAGCGAAAAACAUUUGAUAGAUAGUUUACAAACAGAUUUGAAAAAAAUUUUAAAUCCUGAAAUUAAUGAUAAUCUUUUGAAAAAAGAUAAUUCACAAUUAGAAUUGAAUGAUACACCGCCACAAUUACUAAUGGACAAUACGCAAGUAGGAAAUGAUCCACAACAAGGUGGUUUAAUAAAAGGUAUCAGUGAAAUUCCUCAACCAACGCAAAAUAAAUUACCACUGUAUCAAAAGGCGUCACAAUCAUCUUUAGAAUUAUUGAAUAAAGGUAAGACUUACACUAAAAACAAUGAAAAUAAACCUGAACAAAUCUCUACGAAAAUAAUCCCACAGUUUUCACAAAACACAGAAUUUAAUUCUCAAUCAGAACUUCCUGGUAAUUAUUUUGUCCAAUCCAAAUCACCUCUUCCAUCCGAAAAUCAAUCACAACUAUCUCAAGUUCAACCACAAGGUUCUUCAAAACCAUUGAAAAGAGUAUCUUCAACAACUAAUGAAAAUACUAAGAAGAUUAAAAAUGGAGUAUUGAUUAAUCCUAAACAAGAAUUACAGUACAGUAAAUUUCCUCAAACAACACAAAAUAAAUUACCACUGUCUCAAAUGGCGUCACAAUCAUCUUUAGAAUUAUUGAAUAAAGGUCCUACAACACCAAAUAAAAAUACCAUGGUUAUUGAAGAUUCUAAGCCGUUUAAUUCUCAAUUACAAUAUCCAAACGGUUUGUCUCUUCCGCAAACACAAAAUGAAUUGAAUUUACCACAAUCUUCACAUUCAGCUCCUCUUAUCUCAAAUCAAUUACCACUAUCUCAAAUACCAUCACAUUCGUCUUCGGAGUUAUURAACAAAGAACCUCCAUCACUUAAUAWWCAUUUUAUGCAGAAUAAAAAUGASAAUGUGCCUUUAAAUUCCUUAUCAGAAUUUCCAGAUGGCACAUCAAAGCCAUUUACUAGCAAUGUUGCACAAAGUGAAAAAUAUUUGAUAGAUAGUUCACAAACAGAUUUGAAAAAAAAUUUAAAUCCUGAAAUUAAUGAUAAUCUUUUGAAAAAAGAUAAUUCACAAUUAGAAUUGAAUGAUAYACCGCCACAAUUACUAAUGGACAAUAMGCAARUAGGAAAUGAUCCACAACAAGGUGGUUUAAUAAAAGGUAUCAGUGAAAUUCYUCAACCAACRCAAAAUAAAUUACCACUGUMUCAAAAGGCGUCACAAUCAUCUUUAGAAUUAUUGAAUAAAGGUCCUACAACACCUAAUAAAAAUACCAUGGUUAUUGAAGAUUCUAGGCCGUUUAAUUCUCAAUUACAAUAUCCAAACG